ACUUAUUGUCUUACACGCCGUGGCAGUGGCCGAUGACUGCGGCCCCGCCGUCCCGCCCUGCCCGCCGCGGCGGCCAUGGACGAGCUCGAGCUCGACGGGGGAGAAACGGGCCGCCCCGCCCGUCCCGCUCGCCGUGGCCUUCGCCGAUGACCGCGGCCCUGCGCAGCACAGCGCCGAGCUCGUGAGAAUGAGAGGAGAGGAGCCUCCACCCAACCCAACCCAUCCAACCAAGGAGCCCGUCCCAUCCCACUCCCCACGACGUCUCCCCUCCCAUCUCUCUCGCACCCACCUCGCCGCCGGCCAUGGCCGCCCCCAUCCUCUCCACCCCUCCCCCGUCAUCAGAAGAGAAGACAAGACGAGAUGGAGGGAGAUCCACCGCGACUCAGCUGGUCAGGCGGCGCGCCCAGAUCCGGCCUUGCUCUGGCCGUCGCCGAUGAGCUGCGCCCAGUUUAGCCAUGGCGCGACCGAGCAGGCGAGGAGGGAGACUAGACUCCCCCCCCUCUCUCUCUCUCUCUCUCUCUCUCUCUCGGGGGGCGCCGCCCUUCAUCUGCUCCCGCGAUGGCGCCGGAUCCACAUCCACAGCCACGGCCCCGGCACCCAUGGAGUGACCGUGUGCUUCUUCUCCAUGGACAUGGAGCUCCCACAACACACCAUGGAAGGCCUGGAGCUCCUUCUCACGGCAGGUGCACCGCGUAUAGGAGGGAAGACCAACGCUCCUCCAGGUCUGCUUCUUCCCGGGUCGCCGUUGCUCCACGGAAGAGAGGAGAGGAGAGGUCAUGUAUGUAGCUAUCUCAUACGCAUCUGCAAAUUACUCUAGCCAUCUAUGUAUGUGACAAACAAUUAAUGCUUCUCCUGCAAAUUCCCACAUCAAUCCGUCUGUUCCGCCACUUCUAUAAUUAAAACAAUGACGUCUCCAAUGCGUAUGCUAUUUCUUUGCUUCAAACUAUAGCAUGUGUUUCUAGUUUCACCGAUUUUGCAUUACGUAAGUCACCCACUCAC
Triticum aestivum (bread wheat) is the source of this 999-nucleotide messenger RNA. RefSeq lists its product as uncharacterized. Bases 188 to 817 code for a protein of 209 amino acids. NCBI's taxonomy places the organism in Eukaryota, Viridiplantae, Streptophyta, Magnoliopsida, Poales, Poaceae. The transcript has 3 exons. The record is from RefSeq and is a predicted model, not a curated record.